AAGACGAUGAAAAUCAAGACAAGGAUUGUCAUCGUUGUUGGAGCUCUUUGCCUGUUGGUCUUCGUUUUCUAUAAGGAGCCACAAACAACCGUUUCCUCUCUCAAGCCCUCCAGAGAGAAAAGCGAGCAAACAGAGCCACCCAUCAAAAACAACUCUUAUACACACUCCUGGCAAAAAUGCCAGAUAAACGUGACCGCUUCAAACGUCACAGGCUUCUCAGAUCUUCCUCAGACAAUCAAAGACUUCCUCUACUACCGUCACUGUCGGCAUUUCCCCUUGCUGCUGGACCUCCCCGAUAAAUGCGGAGGAGCUGAGAAGUCUGGAGAUGUUUUCCUCCUGCUGGUCAUCAAGAGCUCCCCGGCCAACUACGAACGGCGGGAGGUGCUGCGGAAAACCUGGGCUGCAGAGCGGCUACACAGAGGCGUGUGGAUUCGAAGGAUUUUCAUCUCCGGAGUGUCGGGUGACGGUUACGAUGAAGAAAGACUGAACAAUCUCCUCAAGCUUGAGCAACAGGAAUACAGAGACAUCCUCCAGUGGGACUUCAACGACACGUUUUAUAACCUCACAUUGAAGCAAAUACUCUUCCUGGAAUGGAUGGAGAGAAACUGUCCAAACGCUCGCUUCCUCUUUAACGGCGACGACGACGUGUUCGCCCACACGAGCAACAUGGUCGUGUAUCUCCAAAGCCUCGAGCAGAAUGACGGGGGCCGUCAUCUCUUCACCGGUCACCUGAUCAUGAACGUGGGGCCCAUCAGAGCACCGGGGAGCAAAUAUUUUAUCCCAGUUCAGGUGCAGGAAUCAAACUCAUACCCUCCGUACUGCGGUGGAGGGGGCUUCCUUCUGUCAGGGUACACAGCAGGGAUCAUAUACCGCAUGUCCAAAUCCAUACCGAUUCUUCCCAUCGACGAUGUUUACAUGGGGAUGUGUUUGGCCAAAGCCGGACUUGACCCCACCUCACACAUGGGUGUGAAGACCGCGGGGCUACACAUUCCCUCCCGCAAGGUAGAUGGAUACAGUCCGUGCUUCUAUAAAGAAAUGUUGCUGGUGCACAGAUUUCUCCCAGGUUCCAUUUUCCUCAUGUGGAACAGAAUACAGAACCCAAAUCUAAUAUGUGGCUCCUCAGGAAAGGCCCAAUAGAACUGAACAAUAUCUUGUGCACCAGCUCAAAUGACCAUGCAAAUGUAUAUAUAAAUUUGCAUGGACACAUUGCACUGGCUUUGACUAAUGCAUUUUUUUUUAUUUACUUGUGUCAGGUGGACUUAAAACAUUGUCUUUGUUUUGAACCCGAAGAAUGUAAUUUCAGUUAAUCGUUUGGGUUCUGGACAAGUUUUUUUUUAUGAACUGCUUUGCUGAGUUGGUUCUGUUA
This is a messenger RNA of Fundulus heteroclitus (mummichog), 1366 nucleotides long. RefSeq names its product N-acetyllactosaminide beta-1,3-N-acetylglucosaminyltransferase 3. Gene Ontology annotation, cellular component: membrane. Gene Ontology annotation, molecular function: hexosyltransferase activity. The record is from RefSeq and is a predicted model, not a curated record. Lineage: Eukaryota; Metazoa; Chordata; Actinopteri; Cyprinodontiformes; Fundulidae.